Molecule: messenger RNA, 339 nt
Organism: Colletotrichum aenigma
Lineage: Eukaryota; Fungi; Ascomycota; Sordariomycetes; Glomerellales; Glomerellaceae
Exons: 1
Coding region: 1-339 (112 amino acids)
Source: RefSeq, a predicted model, not a curated record
AUGGAGUGGGCCAGAGACGACCUCAAAUGCCAAAAACUCAUCGUCACAAUCCGUCCGCAGAUUUUGGGGAGCGUUGAAGACAUCCACCAUGCGCGGCUCUUCAAAUUGCUUGACCGUGACUAUGUCCCCAUCCCUGAGGACUGGGAUGACGACGACGACGACAACGACGACGAUGAAAACGACAAUGAAGAUGAGAACGAUGAUGAUGGCGGCCAGCAAUGGCCCACUUGGGCAAAACUGAAGAAAAGGUUGGAGAAGAUUCAGUCCAACUGCCUGGGAGCACAGGACCGCCGUCUCGUUUUUGAAGGCAUGGAGCUUCUGUUCAACAAGCGAACUUGA